AUGCUCAAUCUAUUAACUAAAUUAAAUAUAAUUCAAAAAAUGGAGGAAUGGAAAAAAUGGCAAAAUUCGAUAAAUGAGAAAAGUAUUGAAAUAAUUGUACAUUCCAUCGAAAAUGUUAUAAAAAAGGAGGAUAUAAACGUAUUGUUCACAGUGGAACACAAUGGCAUUGUAUUGGGAGAAAGUAAUCCAACAUUAAUUAAACCAAAUUUUGAUGAAGAAUUAUCGAUUCACAUUAUUGAAUUGGUUGUUAAAUUGCCAGUUAUAUUGAAGAACAAAGAGAGUCUUAAUUCAAUUGUAUCAAUACCUAUACUAAUAAAAGCAACACAAAUUAUCGAAAUUGAGGAAAUACAGACCACAACUUCAAAUGAAAUUAAGAAGAAAUCGAUAUUUAGUACAAAAUCUGUAACACCUCUCACAUCGAAGUUACUGGGGAUUUGUAAUCUUGAUUUAAUGCCAAUAAUAUUAGGAGAAAAAAGUUUUACUGAGAAGAUAAUUUUAGAAACUCCUAACUUUUCCUUCGAUGAUACAUUAGUUUCGUGGCAAAAUCUUCCUCGUUUGACGGUAACAGUUUUGCAAGAUCAUACACCGUUCUUUCAACCAAAUGAAACAGUGAACUUUCUCAGUGUAACUAUCGAAAGUAUAUACAACAUUCCAAGAACUUUCACUGAGGAUUCUCAAUAUAAAGCUGGCACAAUAGCAUAUAUCGAUAAUGAGGUUUCUGAAAGUAUCAUUUUCAACCAUGGUAUUUGGACGAAAUAUCGAGAUAUCGAAAGAACGAAACGAUGGAACAGUUUACGCCAUAUUCAAAAUCGAUCUCAAUUAUCGAAAUACAAAUUGAACUGCGAUUUUAUGGGAGUGAGAAAUGAAUUUAAGGAACAGUUCGAUUUAACGACUAAAACGUGUGAUGAUAUGCCACGAAUAGAAUGGAAUUCCUUAAAUCGAUGUAUAUUAUGGAGUGGUGGAAUCGAAGCAAUGCGAGAUCAUAUCAGGAAACAUAAAUUUUGGCCUUUCCAAUUUGAAAUAACGGAAAAAGCUUCGCCAACAAAAUUCAAAGGCGGUUUAUCAUCUGCAAUGCAAUUGUAUCAGUGUUAUGUCGAUGUUUCGGAACUUCUCUUUCCAGGAAGAAGACAUUGUCGAAUUGUGGGACAAUUGUAUAAAUACAAUCCGCAAGACGUAUCCGAAAAAGUGGGUCUCGAAGAAAAUAUCUUUGUGUCGGAGUCACAACGCAAAGAAGCAAAAGAAAGAGAUAAAAAAAAUAAAACAUCAAAGAAUGCUCAAUCGAUUAUAUCUGAAGUUGAAACAACACAAAAUAUAGCAAUAACUACAGAAGAUGGAGAGCCUACAAUCAUAAUAAUCGAAAUAGAGCUCUAUGUACCUCUCGUUAUUUGCAGGAUCGAAGAAGAUUUUGCAAGUUUGAUAACUAGUAUGAUACCUAAAACGGAAAAGAAACAACGUUAUGUGUACUCUAGUGACGUAGCGGAAGCACAAUAUAUACAUUGUAUUCAAAAAUUAGCGGAAAUUUUGACAGAAAGUUAUCGAGAUGAGUUAACAUGCUUUACACAAUAUCUUUAUAAAACUGGAGUAUAUUUAUUUACACGUAAUACCCUAAGAAUGAAAAUUCCCAUGUUGAUAGAUCAAAAAUUUAAGAUGCCCAGAAAUUUAAUAGAUUCUAAGGAAUCUCAUAAUUUUAUCGCCUCUAUAUACACAUAUUUAGUAGAACAAAUGCACCUUGCUAUAAACAAGAUGGUCGAAAGUCAAUUUACAGAGGAUUUGGAAAAUAACAUGGACGUGAAGAUGAUAUACUUCUAUGCCGAAGAAGCUUACGAAUUUGAAGAUUUGGAUACUGCUAAACAGUAUUAUACAAAAGUAAUAGCUGCGAAUAAAACUGAUCCAUAUUCUUGGACACAAUAUGCAAUUUUCCUCAAGAAAAUAGGUGAUAUAGAACGUGCAAAAGAAUGCUGUUUAGAAGCAAUCAUUUUAAAUCGACAAUAUGCAAUUGCAUUGUUAGUGUAUGCAAUGAUUUUAUUUGAGAACAAAGAAUACAAAGAGACCGAGAUUUUUCUGAGAGCCAUUACAGACUUACAUCCACGGUUCGCUGAAGGCUGGGCCAUUUUACAUUUGUUCUUUAUACGAACGGAAUAUUAUCCAGGAAUAGAUCUUACGUUUCGUAUAACAAAAAAAUGUAUGGAAGAUAAAUCUCGCACAAUAUCACUCGAUCAACAACCACUUUCUUGGACUACGGUUCACUGUCCCCAAGGAAAUAUAUACAUGAUGGCUACAAUGUUUUUAUUAAAACUACACUUUUGUGAGUUUGCUGGACUUGCGUUAGCAGAGGAAAUAUCAAAUUCUAAUCGAUCUGUUCACUUUCUGUAUUAUAUGGCAGUUGAACAUUAUUUAUCUGGCAGAUACGAAGAUGCAUUAUCUCAUCUGGAGGAAGUUCGUUGCAAUUACGGAAUGGAUUAUUCAAUCAGUAGUUUAAUGGGCCAUUGUUACUUCAAACUAGGGGACGUUGAGAAAGAAGUAGAAUCCUACGAAUUUGCGCGUAUGCUUUUUGAUAGACCUGAUAAUUUACAUUUAGUAGAACUUAGAUUAGGAUAUCAUUAUUAUAAUACUGGUAACUUUGAUCGAGCAAAAAAAAUUUUUCUGAGUGCGUGCAAAUCUUCACCAACAUCCUUAGCUUGGCUAGGAGUGGGUAUAAGUUGUUACGAGUUAAACCAACUUCAUGAAGCAGAAAUCUCUUUAUCAGAAGCUAAUAGAAUUAACAAUCACAAUCCCGUAGUAUGGGGUUAUUUAUGUCUUUUAAAUAUGACGCUGGAAAGAUACGACGAGUUUGCGCAAUGUUAUGCACAAAUGAUCAAAGUAACACCACCAAAUUUAACAGAAACCAACAAUUAUGACGAGAAUUACAGCAGAAAGGGAUCUGAGGAAUAAUUCGAAAAUUAAUGGCACCUGAAUAAGAUAAAUAUGAACGCUCAAAUUUGUAAAAGAAGAAAUCGCAAUGGCACUUACUUUUAAGCGAUGUAAAUGAUAUAAUCAAAAA
Messenger RNA from Eufriesea mexicana, 3040 nucleotides. Its product is annotated as cilia- and flagella-associated protein 70. NCBI's taxonomy places the organism in Eukaryota, Metazoa, Arthropoda, Insecta, Hymenoptera, Apidae. Gene Ontology annotation, cellular component: extracellular exosome; motile cilium. The transcript has 21 exons. Gene Ontology annotation, molecular function: protein binding. Gene Ontology annotation, biological process: cilium movement; cilium assembly. The record is from RefSeq and is a predicted model, not a curated record. Bases 1 to 2931 code for a protein of 976 amino acids.